GGUGAUCUAAGGGAGCGUCAGACUUUCAGAGAGCCAGAAAGCAGUUAGUUUACCUAAGAUCUUGAAAAGCGCACCCAGCAUUUUGCUCAACAUGAGAGCUGCAUCCUACUCUCAAAAGAGCCUGCAAGUCAGCAGCUCUGCCAGCAGAAUGAGAGUUCAGAGCCCAUCCCCGUCCCGGUGCCGUGGAUCCUCGUUUGACAGCCGGGGACGCUCCGGAUUUCGUGGAACAGCCAUUGAGUUGGGCACAGAGAUACACCAGCAACAUGCCAAUGAGAAAGAGGAGAUGCAGGAGCUCAAUGUCAAGUUUGCUGGAUACAUCACAAAGGUCCAGGCACUGGAGCAGAGGAAUGCCUCCCUCCAGGCGGAGCUGGCGACACUGCAGGGUCGUUACAAGGGAAGCCCCACUGGCAUUGGAGAAGAAUAUGAACUUAAAUUCAAGGAAUUGCGAGAGCUCAUCGAGACCCUGACCAACGAGAAGGGAGCAGCUGAUAUUGAACGGGGCUACCUCGAAGAAGAGGUUGAAAUCUGGAGACUAAAACUGGAGGAGGAACUGGCACUGAAAGAGGAAGCAGAAAUGAUUUUGAGGGAGUUUCGGCAGGAUGUUGACAACGCUACACUACAGAAGGCCGAGCUUGAAAAGCGUAUAGAGCAGCUGGUGGCUGAGAUCGAGUUUCUUAAGAAGCUACAUGAUGAAGAGGUGGCUGAUCUCAUGAAGCAGAUCGAGGAAGCAAAGAUCACUUCAGAGAUGGAUGGUGAUCGUCCUGAUUUGGCGGCUUACCUGCGAAACAUGCGCGCAGAGAUAGAGGCUGUGGCUGCUCGCAAUGUCCAAGAAGCUGAAAAGUGGUACAAGAGCAAAUUCGACACUCUUAAAGAACAUGCAGGUAAACAUGAGGAGAAGAUGAAGACAAUGAAGGAUGAGAUCACAACCUUCCAUAACCAGGUGACAGACCUUCAGAACCAGAUUGACAGCCUUAGGGCUCGCAACGCCGCCCUUGAGCAGCAGUUGGAGGAAAUGGAAAUCUCCCAUAUGGAGAAGGUGGGAGGUUUAGAGAGCAUCAUUGCUCAACUUGAGGUCCAGCUCUGUGAAACCAAACUGGAGAUGAGCAAGUAUCUUCAAGAUUACCAGGAACUGCUGCACAUUAAGCUGAAGCUGGAUGCUGAGAUUGCGACCUAUAGGAAGCUGCUGGAAGGAGAAGAACAGAGGCUUGGAAUUGGCAAAGAUGCCUAAAGAUCCAGAACGAGAGCAGAUGCAGAUCUAAAGAAAUGGCAAAGAAGACCCCCAGAUCAUCACGGAACAGAGAAUUCCCCUCAAUCAGUCUACAAAACUGUUUUCCUUCACCUUUUAACCAACCGUUUUUUCUUGAAUUUUGCUGAAUGCUACAAAGAGUUAUAAGACUUAGAGUUGAGCAAAUAAGGAAAGUACAUGGACAGGCAUUCCCUGGACAAAUGCGGCCCUCUUCACAAGUUCUGAAUCUGAAUGUUCUGGCUUUGAUCAAAUAUUUUUAGAACUGCUAUUUAUUCUUCAGUGGUUUUAAGUUUCUAAACUUAAAAAAGUAAUUUGCCUCUGAAUAUGUAUUGGUGCUACAGUACACUGCCCACCUUAAUUGUUGUCAUUGACCCAAAUUUACUGGCUCGCCACACCCCAAAGCCCACCCCCCCACUUUUCUGUGUCCUGUGUUCACUCCAGCUUCUUUUUCCUGCAGUUCUCCUCCAGUCAGGCUUCUUUUCAUCCUGUCCUUCUGUCACUUCUCUGUUCUUUGUCACCUUUUAACGUUCCACUCCCUCUUGUUCAGUCAUGAUCGAUACAAAGCAAAGCUCAGUCUGUAACCUUAGUGUUAUAACCGGUAUUUACAAUAGCGCCAACUCCAAUGUAGUGACAACCUGUUGACCUCAUACAUUAAUGUUGACCAACAGUUGCUUAAUAAAGAUUUAAGUGAGUGCAUGCAAAAUGA
Molecule: messenger RNA, 1952 nt
Organism: Oryzias latipes (Japanese medaka)
Lineage: Eukaryota; Metazoa; Chordata; Actinopteri; Beloniformes; Adrianichthyidae
Gene: vimr1
Product: vimentin-related 1
Biological process (GO): intermediate filament organization
Cellular component (GO): cytoplasm; intermediate filament
Molecular function (GO): structural constituent of cytoskeleton
Source: RefSeq, a predicted model, not a curated record